CAUUAUUCAAAGGUGGCUCGGAAAAACUACUCAAAGUGUAAGCUUGCGUGGGUUUUAAUUCGUUAAAUUUGUGAAUGGAAGUUGUUGGGUGGGGAAUUAAGAAAGUAUUUAACUAAAAGAAAUUGUUGACUAUCGUUAGUUGCUAGGAAGAUUUCCUUUAAAAGGGAUUUUGUUUCUAAAAUUUGAUUAAAUUUGUAUGCUCCAUUUUUGGCAAAAUCUUCGGCCAUUGAUGAAUACGAUAUUCGUGAGACCUGUCUGUACGCUGUCGUUGUCGUCGUAGUUGUGCUCUAUCGUGAGAUUGGUCUUUUCCACGGACGGGCGAUUGAGAAAGGAUUUUCAUUCUAGUCAAGUUCGGUUUGGGAGCGGAGUGCUGUGCCAUCUUUUUCAUAGUGAAUUGAAACCAAAUUUUAACAAGUUUACUUGUGAAAUCGUUGGAUGACAUUACACUGAACGGAUUAGCUAAUAUUAACAUCAGUGCGAUUACAACUGUAUUUAAAGUGAAAAAACUAGGUGAAAAAUUCAAGUGUCACGCGGUGAAAACUAAAUCUCCAAUUUACGAUUAAAACCUCCUCCUAACUAAGUUCAUAAGCAAUUGGCUAGCCCAUAUCAUUUGUCAUAAACUGAAAACAAAACAUACUUCGGCGACGUAUUUCGUUUAUUAAGAGCGGUCCAAAAGCUAGUUUGAAUAACGCCACAGAGCCUUGACAAACAAGUAGAGCCAUCUAAGGAAGACAGCUACCCAACAAGAGCGUGGUGUAGUUUGCUUCCUUUCUUCCUUCUCGUUCAAUAUUAGCACCAUAUCUGACGCUGGGUGCGGGCGAAUCUGCGCCCCGCCAAAGAAUCCUCAAGCCGGCACACUGUCUUUCGCAAACUUCAAAACUAGCUUUACCAGCAAUGUUAAUUUCUUGAAGCGACGUGAUUUUUUACCUGGUAGAUUCAGCUCGGGAGACUUGUCUUCCGAGUGUGAGGAUGUCGAUCCAAAAGAUUUACCGCCAGCAGCAAGACCUCAGCCUCCCCUACAGCAGCAACCAAUGCCGGGUGGUCCGCCCAACAUUCCGCCCCCGCCAGCACCGGGCACUGCCGGAUCGGCGGUGUCGCCGGGACCAGUUCCAGGAUCUGCCCCACCAACGGGUGGGCCCGAGCUGUCGCUAAGCUUUGGCAAGGGACCCCAACGCGGAACCAGUGCACCGUCAAGUCCGGCCAAGUCGCGGGAAAGCCUGCUGCAGCGCGUACAAAGCCUGACCGGAGCCGCCCGUGACCAGGGGGCUUCCAUAAUCGGCGCGGCCGUCUCAACUGCAGCACGUGUGCAACCUUUUAACAAGGACAAGUGCUUCACGCUGCUCGUGUUGGACGACCAGAACACCGACUGGUCCAAGUACUUCCGUGGAAAGCGUCUCCACGGUGACUACGACAUCCGAGUCGAACAGGCAGAGUUCCGUGAAAUAUCGCUCACGGCGAACGCGGACGCUGGCCCACUGGUUUCAUUCAACAGGGGCAGCUCCAAGCAGCCAAAGUCGUUCCGGCCGGACUUUAUCCUGGUGCGUCAGGCACCGCGUGAUGGUGCCAAGGAUUACCGAUCAACACUGCUUGGUUUGAAAUAUGGUGGAGUUCCCAGCAUCAACUCGCUGCAUUCGCUGUACCAAUUUCAGGAUAAACCAUGGGUGUUCGCCCAUUUGCUCCAACUCCAGCGUCGUGUGGGUAGAGAAGCAUUCCCCCUUGUCGAGCAGACAUUUUUCCCGAAUCCUCGAGAAAUGCUCGCCUGGCAACGUUUCCCUUGUGUGCUGAAGGCCGGCCAUUGUCACGGUGGAAAGGCAACUGCUAAGCUGGACAACCCGGCCGCGCUGCAAGACGCCGCUGGGCUCCUGUGCGGAACCGGACUCUCCGAGAGUACCUCCUACUGCAGCCUCGAGCCGUACAUCGAUGCAAAGUUCGACGUACACAUCCAGAAGAUCGGCGGGAAUUACAAGGCGUUCAUGAGAAAAUCCAUCUCCGGAAACUGGAAAACAAAUCAAGGUUCAGCAAUGCUCGAACAGAUUCCUAUGACAGAAAAAUAUAAGUCUUGGAUCGAUGAGGUUUCGGAGCUGUUCGGAAGCAUGGAGGUUUGCGGAAUAGCCGUAAUCGUAUCAAAAGAAGGCAAAGAGUUCAUAAUUAGUGCAUCCGACUCGACCUUCCCUCUAAUGGGAGACACACAGGAAGAGGAUCGCCGCCAAAUUGCCGAUCUGGUCGUAGGACGCAUGCAGAACGUUUGCCGUCCGUCAAUGCUGACAAAGGCAACUUCGCGUACAUCGAUCUCGUCACGUGGUGGUAGUCCCACCGAGGAGAACCCUCCGGUCCCGAUCGGAAGCCGGCCGGCACCUGUUGGCGGUGGCCCUCCGCCGAUUCCGGAACGCACAACACCGGGCGUCGGUUCCAUUGGUCGUCAUGGUAGCAUUAGUAGCCAGUCGGGAGAACCGCCCGAGCAACCGAUGGAUAAGGCCCCAACUCUCAACAGCGUAGGACGUCGUGAUUCGCAAGCUUCUCAAUCGAGCUCCAUCUCGGGUGUUUCAUCAGCCUCGGCGGCCCGCUCGAAUGCCAGCAAAGUCGGCCCUGGACCUGGCCAAGGGGCACCGGGAAAUGUUGACGAAGCCGAGGAUACGAUGAAGAAUCUGCGCAAAACGUUUGCGGGCAUAUUUGGUGACAUGUAGGAUUUAGCCAAAAAGAAGAAACCGCAGCGUGGAGGUGAAAGCACAUCCGGCAGCACCACCGGGAGCAUCCUGAGCACCCGCGAGAAUUCGAUCGAUAGUGUAAUUGCGCGCCCCAUGACUGCUGCUGCCAACCCGGUUGCGGCGACAGCACCGGAUAGCAAGGAUGCACUGUGCAAUGGUGUUGCUGCUGGAUCGACCGCUGCUGCCAGUGGCAGUGUAAAUAACAUCAACUAUACUACUACCAGUAGAGUAGAUAGCGUUUCUUCUUUUGAUAAAAAUUCCACGUUUAAUAAUCAUUCCUCUGCGCUGGUAACGACGUCCAACGUCCGAGAGGUACCAUCUACAAUUCAAGAGACAAAACGAACACCAUAUGACUCGGUGGCCACAAACGACAGGAUCAACCUAUUUGACAAGGAUAAAGUAACAGCAGCAACAGCAGUAACAACCGGCGUUACAUUUUCGUCCACGUCUACAAUAAUUUCCAGCGAUACCGGGGCGCUGAAGAAUGGCAUCAAUCCAGAAGGAUUUUCUUCAAUAUCUAGCCGGACACUGACAUCCACAACAUCAGCAGCAUCUUCCUCUUAUACCACUUCUUCUAACAUAAUCACUAGCGAUAAGGGAGACGAUAACGUGAAAGAUCGUUACAACAUACAGCAAGGUAUUAGGGAUCAAUCACAAACUGGUCGUUUCGGAACGCAGCCAAGUAGUGUCGUCAGCAAUGCUACCGUUUCGUCAGCCAAUGCUUCCGGUUCCAGCGAAGCUAAAAAACAGGAAUUCGGUCGAACUAAGCGAUCCUCCUCAGAUGCAGAGUUAAUAUUUGGUGCAAAAGGUCCAGACUUUUACAAACCCCGUUUCAGUACUACUGGGUUGGAUUUUAAGACAAGUAACGAUUCCAUUUCCGAUGCUGAACUAAUUUUCGGCACCAGUGCCGUAAGCGGACCACCAUCUGCUACCGCUACUUCCGCUUCAUCAACGUUCAAUCGACAUUCGUAUGGAAACCGGGACAGUUCCAGCUUUACCAACAGUGUCUCGGAUUCGGACCACACUUUUGGCAAAAAGGAAGAACGUAACGUGUUCAGCAAGAGCCUCUCAGUUUCUUCGGAGAAAUCCGACUCCUCUUCUAUAACUGAUCGAUUCCGGGCUGCUCCCAAGGCUUACGAGCCCCCAAAAAUUGCUUCUUCCAUAAGCAGCAGUUCAGCAGGAAGCAAAACGUGGAGCAACAAAUAUGAUGAAGACGACUUUGACCUCAAGUAAACUGUGACUUGGGACGGGUAGCAAUACCCAGUGUAGUAGGUUAGUCCAUAAUUUAUAGGGUAUGUUAAUCAAAUUGUGUCUCCUGGUUGAUUUGUGCGUGCACUGCUUCUAUUUUAAAAAAAAACACUUAUUUAUCUUUCCUAACUUACUCACUAUUAACCCACUUUGCACGUACUAGAGUGUACCAAACCUACACAAAUCAUUGAGCAAAAAAAAACAUUCACAUUCAAAUAAAGUAAACGUUAAACAUGUUGUUGAAAAUAGUAUUAGAUGUACCGAAAAUCAAUCUUAUUAUAUUAACGCUAAAUCAAUACUUUAUCGUGUAGGAAGAUCUAUAAGAAGCAAACUACAGAAAUUAGCCUCUGAUGUUUCCUGGUUUCAUAGUUUUACAUUCAUAUAGAAAACCCAUCAAAGGUUGAUGAAGAAUGAACAAAUCCCAGGUCCGUCAGAAAGGUGAUGAAAGUUUUUGUUCCAAAAACAAACAUUUGGUAACUCUGCACAAGUAUGGUUUGUUUAUUUGCCCGUUUAUCCUUGUUAUACAAACUAUGUUGAAAUUGGUUUUACAAUUAAGUACUGAACGAAUUAGGUAAUCAAUGCAUUUAAUAUCAGGGGUUCUACCAGUACGGUAUUAGAGCUAAGCAUAUCAUUCGCCAUGAUUUAAUCCACCACGUGUAUACCAAAAAUCUGCAAAUCAAACAGUUAUGUUUAAACACAUGAACAUUCCUAAACUGUACUAAACGUUUCUUCAAGCUACACUGGAAAGAAAGCAGAACAAGUUGGAUAAGAAUCGAUCCAGAUUUCCCAAAAAAAAAAUUGUAAGUCUUGAAAAACACAUUACUUAACACAGCUGACUGACUAGAGUAGAAUUAAAUUCUAGUUUGGAAAUUAAAACUGAUAACAGCAAAUUUGUUUUUUCCUCGGUUUCUCAUCCUAAAACAAGCAAAGAAAAUUGGAAUUUCAAUUAAAACAGCAAUGAAAUUAAGGUAACGAUAUGUAUCGCGCACAGAACAGUAGCUAACUGCACGAAACUAUUGAAGAAAAAAAAACAAAAAAUGUACUACGUACAAACUUCAGACCGCAAUGAAAAACAAAACAUAAAUGUUAAGCUGUCAAAACAAAACAAAAUAAUCGGCUUACAUCGGCUAAAUUGACAAACAAAAUAUUAAGACAUAUACACUAUUAAUGAUUAAAUGUUGUUAGAAUAUCUUACUAUAGUUAAGGAGUUUGAAUUGAUAAUUAGAAGAAAAAAAAACAAGUCAAAUACUAAAUGGAUAAUGAUGCUAGAAAAAUAUAUAUAUCAAUUCAUUCUCAAUUAAAUGCAGCAUUAAGAAUAUCGUAUGAUGACAAUAUUAAUAAGAUAGUUGAUAUUUACAUAUUGAACAACCUAAAGCCAACAAACGGCAUGUUAUUGAAACUUAUUGGCAAAUAUUUACCCUUAAACCACAUUUAAAACCUAAACAUAUUAUGACCACCAGCGUUAAACCAUUAUCAGCUAACGACGGAAGCAAGUUUCUGUCAAUUGAUGCAAUUGUGUUAAGUUUACCAGCAAAUCCGUUCAGCUAAUGGAUGCACAAUUGACUGUCAAGGGUUUUCGAGAAAUGUUU
This is a messenger RNA of Culex pipiens pallens (northern house mosquito), 5542 nucleotides long. RefSeq names its product synapsin (gene Syn). The transcript has 12 exons. Lineage: Eukaryota; Metazoa; Arthropoda; Insecta; Diptera; Culicidae. Gene Ontology annotation, cellular component: synaptic vesicle membrane; synaptic vesicle. Gene Ontology annotation, molecular function: ATP binding. The record is from RefSeq and is a predicted model, not a curated record. The coding region runs from base 1032 to 2684 and encodes 550 amino acids. Gene Ontology annotation, biological process: neurotransmitter secretion.